AUGGCAAACUCUCAGGGGACCGGCACCACGCUGUCGGACAACAGCCGCAGCGACCUCGUCGAGAAACCCGAGGACGCCGAGCCGCAGCCCCCCGACCUCACCCCGCCCGACGGUGGCUUGACUGCCUGGCUCACCGUUGCCGGCGCAUGGAUGGUACAGUUUUCGACAUUCGGGUACCUCAACGCCUUCGGUGUCUACCAAGAUUACUACACCCGCACAUUCCUCUCCCACGUUUCCCCCUCCAACAUCAGCUGGAUCGGCAGCGUCCAGCUCUUUCUGAUGUACGCUCCGGCCGUGUUCGUCGGGAGCGCCUUUGAUUCCGGCUACUUCCACUAUGUCCAGAUCACCGGAUCCUGCCUUCUCGUCUUUUCUAUAUUCAUGCUCUCACUCGUCCAGCCAGAUCAGUACUACCAGGUCUUCCUCGCGCAGGGCCUUGGGAUCGGCCUCGGAGUCGGUCUCCUCUUUCUCCCGUCUCUCAGCAUCGUCGCGCAUCACUUCCGGCGCCGCCGCGCGCUCGCGACCGGCCUUGUCGUCAGCGGCGCGUCCUGUGGGGGUAUCGUCUACCCCAUAUUGCUCAACCACCUGUUCGAGAACCCGAAGAUGGGGUUUGCGAACGGCGUGCGCGUGAGCGGCGGGCUCGUAAGCGGCCUGCUCUUCAUCGCGAACUGCCUCAUGCGCACGCGCCUGCCGCCGAAACGUGGAAGCGCUAUAUUCACUCGUCAUGGGAUGCUGCACAUCGCGAGCGAUGGCGCGUACAUGUGGUCUAUCGCGGGCGCAUUCUGCACGAACCUCGGCCUGUUCGUCCCAUUCUUCUAUCUCCAGCUCUUCGCCGUCGACCACCGCGUCUCUCCGGCAAUCACAACGUAUAUCCUCGCGAUCCUCAACGCGGGGAGCACGCUGGGCCGGAUCCUGCCCAUGGCGCUCGCAGACAGGCUCGGGGUGUACAACAUGCUGCUCCCCGCGAUCCUCACGUCCGCCGUGCUGCUGUUCGCGCUGUUCGGCGCGGCGGACACCGGCGGCGUCGUCGCCGUCGCUGCGCUCUUCGGGUUCUCGUCGGGCGCGUACGUGUCGCUCAUUCCUCCGCUGCUCGGGACCCUGUGCACGGAUCUCAGCGAGCUCGGGCUGCGGAUGGGCCUCGCGUUCUCGAUCGUGGGCACGUCCAUGCUCGUCGGCACGCCCGUGUUCGGGGCCCUACUGGACAGCGCGUCCGCGCCCGGCUCCCGCGUCUGGUGGCGCGCCAUCGUCUUCGCCGGGGUGCGUUCUCUUCCUGCCUUUUCUGCCGGCGCAUCCUCCGUCUCCGAGUGA
This is a messenger RNA of Trametes versicolor FP-101664 SS1, 1305 nucleotides long. RefSeq names its product MFS general substrate transporter. The transcript is spliced from 11 exons. Gene Ontology annotation, biological process: transmembrane transport. Gene Ontology annotation, molecular function: transmembrane transporter activity. Gene Ontology annotation, cellular component: fungal-type vacuole membrane. Lineage: Eukaryota; Fungi; Basidiomycota; Agaricomycetes; Polyporales; Polyporaceae. The coding region runs from base 1 to 1305 and encodes 434 amino acids. The record is from RefSeq and is a predicted model, not a curated record.